Molecule: messenger RNA, 2634 nt
Organism: Durotheca rogersii
Lineage: Eukaryota; Fungi; Ascomycota; Sordariomycetes; Xylariales; Xylariaceae
Exons: 3
Coding region: 1-2634 (877 amino acids)
Biological process (GO): DNA replication; chromosome segregation; DNA topological change
Cellular component (GO): chromosome; nucleolus
Molecular function (GO): DNA topoisomerase type I (single strand cut, ATP-independent) activity; DNA binding
Source: RefSeq, a predicted model, not a curated record
AUGAAUAAGCUCAACUCCGCCAAAGCCAAACCCGCCGCCGUUUCCAUCCGCAACGGCCCCAUCAAUGGCGAUGCCUCUCCGCAGGCAAAUGGCACCGGUAAGCGGAAGUCGCGAUCUUCUACCGGCAAGGUGAACUACAAGGACGAUUCCGCUAGUGAGGACGGUCGGCUGGCAAAACGCCCGAAGAAAGUCAAAGUCGACGACUCCGAUGACGAGGUUCUCAGCAAGAGGAACGGCAAGUUGCCUCCUGCCGCCAGCGAGACGGCCUUGCUUGAUGACUCUGACGAUGACCUGCCCUUGAAUGCUAAGCUCGCUGCGAAGAAGAAGUCCAUCGAGAAGAAUGCCGAGAAGGAGGCCAAGGCUAUCCGCAUAAGCGAAUCCAAACUCCAGAAGCCGACUCCGAAGAAGGCAGUCAAGGAUGAUUCCGAUGACGACGUGCCCUUGGCAGGCGCGAAGGGGAAAAAAAGGGCAUCCAACGGUAUCAACGGCAAGGCGAAGACGAACGGUGUGAAGCAGGCCGAUUCCGACUCUGACGCGCCCGUUCGCAAGAAGGCGAAGACCGUCGCUAGCAAGACCAAGGUAAAAGAGGAGAAGUCUACCCCUGUCAAAAAGGCCGCGGCCAAGAAGGUCAAGAAGGAGGUCAGCGAGGAGCCGGCCGAGGGCGACGAGGAUGGCGAAGAAUACCGUUGGUGGGACGCCCCCAAGAAGGAGGACAAUAGCAUCAAGUGGACCACCCUCGAGCAUAACGGCGUUCUGUUUCCUCCGCCCUACGAGCCCCUUCCCAAGAAUGUAAAGCUCCUCUACAACGGCACCCCGGUCGACCUCCACAUCGAGGCCGAAGAGGUCGCUGGCUUCUUCGGAUCGAUGCUCCACUCGACUCACAACGUGGAGAAUCCCACCUUCCAGAAGAACUUCUUCGCCGACUUCAAGGAAAUCCUUGACCAAACUGGCGGCGCAAGAGACCGGCACGGCAAGAAGGUUGACAUCAAGGAAUUUGCCAAACUAGACUUCAAAGCAAUCUUUGAGUAUUACAACUCGAAGAACGAGGCGAAGAAGGCCCGUCCAGCCGCCGAGAAGAAGGCAGAGAAGGCAGAGAGGGACGUGGUUGAAGCCCCGUUCAUGUACUGCAAGUGGGAUGGUCGUAAGGAGAAGGUGGGCAACUUUAGAGUUGAACCUCCCGGGCUCUUUCGCGGCCGUGGCGAGCACCCGAAGACCGGUAAAGUCAAGAAACGAGUGCUACCCGAGCAGAUCACAAUCAAUAUCGGGAAGGAAGCACAAGCCCCGGCGCCCCCCGACGGUCACAAGUGGAAGGCUAUCCAACACGACAACAAGGCUACGUGGCUAGCGAUGUGGCAGGAAAACAUCAACGGCUCAUAUAAGUAUGUCAUGCUUGGCGCGAACAGCGCCAUCAAGGGCCAGAGCGACUACAACAAGUUUGAGAAGGCCCGAGAGCUCAAGAAGUACAUCACACGAAUCCGCAAGGACUACACGAAGGAUCUGAAGGCAGAAUCCAUGGCCGACCGGCAGCGCGCUACGGCUGUCUACCUGAUAGAUAAGUUCGCCCUAAGAGCAGGCAACGAGAAGGAUACGGAGAACGAGGCCGAAACCGUCGGUUGCUGCUCGCUCAAAUACGAGCACGUCACCCUACGAGAGCCCAAUACUGUCAUUUUUGACUUCUUGGGUAAAGACAGUAUCCGGUUCUACGACGAGGUCACCGUCGACCGGCAGGUUUUCAAGAACCUCCGGGUAUUCAAGAAGCCUCCGAAGAAGGAAGGGGACGAUAUCUUCGACCGCCUCACCACCACUCAGCUAAAUAAGCAUCUGUCUUCCUACAUGCAGGGGUUAACCGCGAAGGUCUUCCGUACUUACAACGCUUCCUGGACGAUGGCGAACUUGCUCCGGGACCUCAAAGUGUCGAGCGCCACCAUGCCAGAGAAGAUCAAGCUAUAUAACGACUGCAAUCGGGAGGUUGCCAUCCUCUGCAACCACAAGCGGACCGUCGGCGCCGGCCACGAGGCACAGAUGGAGAAGCUCGGCGAUCGCAUCAAGGGCCUCAAGUACCAGAAGUGGCGAAAUAAGAUGAUGCUCUUGGAUGUCGACCCGAAGCAGAAGAAGCGGAAGGGGGCCGAGUUUUUCGAACUAGACCCGGAGCUUGACGACGCCUGGAUCCAGGAGCAUCAGAACUUCCUUGUCGAGGAGCAGCGGACCAAGAUUCAAAGGAAGUUUGACAAAGACAAUCAAAAGCGCGAAGACGACGGCAAGAAGCCGAUGCCCGAUAAGGAGCUCAAGGAACGCCUCCAGGCGGCGGACGAACUCGCGAAGAAGUUCAAGAAGGAGAACAAGACCAAGAAGGUCGUGGCCGAGGGCAGAGGGCCGACCGUGGAAAAGAUCGAGGGUAAUAUCCAGAAGAUCGAAGAGCGGAUUCGCACGCUCGAGCUCCAGGCGGCCGACCGCGACGGCAACAAGGAGGUUGCUCUCGGCACCUCCAAGAUCAAUUACAUUGACCCCCGCCUCACCGUAGUGUUUUCCAAGAAGUUUGACGUUCCUAUUGAGAAGUUCUUCUCUAAAACCCUACGUGAGAAAUUCAACUGGGCCAUCAAGUCGGUGGAGGACGACCACCAGUGGGAGUUCUAG